CGUUAUAACGUACAUCAAGUUUCUCCCCCAACUGCAUUUUAUUCUGUUCAAAUUCGGUACUCUGCUGUUUUACCGAGAACGAGGCUCUCUUUGUUUAACAAAGAAAGACGGGGGGCUGCUUGUUCAUAUGAGCUUUCUCUCUCUUGUUCUACUUUAAGAAUACCCCUUGUUCUCAUCUCACUUCCACGCGUUAAAGGGCUUUCCCUAUUCCUCUCUCUUGUUCUAUAGUCGUUGGACUUGGACCUUCAUAUUUUCUGGGUUUUUGGCUACUUUCUUUGCUUUCAUACACAUAGUAGCACUAGAAAGAGGAAACUAAGACAACUCCAUUUCUUGUUGCCUUCUCUUUGGUUCAAAUUUAACUUUGUUUUUGAGCAAUCGAAGAUAAGAUAUUUGUUUGCUUAGUUAAGUAUCUGGGACCAAAGAAGCUCAGCUUGUUUUACUCCAGCAAAAAAGCCCAGAAAUUGGACGAGGAGAAUGCUGCCUAUGGGGUUUUAGUAACACUUUUUUGUAGUGAUUAGGAGCUAUAUGAAGUAGAAGUCUAACAAUGAUAGAUGGGAAACCCAAGAAAAGCAAGUUCUUAUGGUCCAAAAAAAUGGUCAGAAAAUGGUUCAAUAUCAAGAGCAAAACUGAGGACUUUCAAGCAGAUGAUCAUGUUUACGGAGGAGGUGAAGUGGAAUACAGGGCUAGUUUCUCAGAAAGGGAGCCAUGCACAAUCAAAAAGAGUAAUACAGAAAAGUUUAGUAAGAAUACAGAGCAAAGCUGGCGUGGGAGAAUGAAUCUUGAUCACCCUCGAAUCAUAGAUGUCCAAAAUUAUAGUAUUUUUGUAACUACAUGGAAUGUGGCUGGAAAAUCCCCACCUAGUAAUUUGAAUCUAGAAGAUUUGCUUCAUGCCUCACCUCCUGCAGAUAUAUAUGUCCUUGGGUUUCAAGAGAUAGUUCCUUUGAAUGCUGGGAAUAUUUUGGGGGCAGAAGACAAUGGUCCUGCCAAAAAAUGGUUGUCUCUCAUAAGAAAGACUCUAAACAAUCUUCCUGGAACCAAUGGAGGUGGGGGAUGCUAUACUCCAUCUCCUGUUCCUCAGCCCAUUGUUGAGAUAGAUGCUGAUUUUGAGGGGUCAUCUAGGCAGAAGAAUUCAUCUUUUUUUCAUCGCCGAUCAUUUCAGACAACCAGCAGCUGGAGAAUGGACAAUGACCCCUCGGUUUUGCAGCCACCACUUCACAGGCGAUUUAGUGUUUGUGAUCGGGUGAUAUUUGGUAAUAGGCCAAGUGACUAUGACUCCAGUUAUAGAUGGAGUAAUAGGCCUAGUGAUUACUCCCGGCCUAGCGAUUACUCCAGGCCUAGUGAUUACUCUAGAUGGGGUUCUUCAGAUGAUGAUAAUGGGGUUGCAGAUUCACCCAGUACUGUAUUGUACUUUCCAAUGUCCUAUGGUGGAUCUGCAUCCAAUGAACAGGCAUAUAGGGUGCCUGGGCAUUCUAGGUACUGCUUAGUGGCUAGUAAGCAAAUGGUUGGCAUAUUUCUCACAAUUUGGGUCAGAAGUGAGUUGAGAGAUCAUGUCAAAAACAUGAAAGUAUCUUGUAUUGGCAGAGGAUUGAUGGGUUAUCUCGGAAAUAAGGGUUCUAUAUCUGUCAGUAUGUCGGUGCGUCAAACAAGCUUUUGCUUCAUCUGUAGUCAUUUAACUUCGGGACAAAAGGAGGGUGAUGAGCUAAGAAGGAACUCUGAUGUCAUGGAGAUUCUUAAGAAGACAAGGUUUCCGCGAGUUGGUAAUGCAGCUGAUAAGAAGUCCCCUGAAACAAUCCUUGAGCAUGAUCGAAUAAUUUGGCUUGGGGAUUUGAAUUAUCGUAUUGCACUCUCUUACCGGUCUGCCAAGGCACUAGUUGAGAUGCAGAACUGGAGGGCAUUGUUAGAAAAUGACCAGUUAAGGAUAGAGCAGAAAAGAGGGCGUGUUUUUGUGGGAUGGAAUGAAGGAAAGAUUUACUUCCCACCAACAUACAAGUAUUCAACUAAUUCAGAUAGAUAUGCAGGGGAUGAUAUGCACCCAAAGGAGAAACGCCGAACUCCUGCUUGGUGUGACCGGAUCUUGUGGUAUGGAGAAGGCCUCCACCAAUUAUCUUACGUCCAUGUGGAAUCUAGGUUCUCAGAUCACAGACCAGUUUAUGGUAUAUUUUGGGCUGAGGUUGAGUCAAGCCAUGGUCGAUUGAAGAAAAGCAUGAGUUACUCUAGUUCAAGGAUUGAGGUAGAGGAGCUUUUGCCGCAUGCUCAUGGAUACACUGAGCUAAAUUUUUUCUGAAGGAUGAGGGAAUGGUUAUGAUCCACUUUCAAAGUAGGAAUCACUUUGAGGACAUUCAUUCUUAAGGGUGAUGGAGACAUUCCGUCACAUACUAACCAAAAAAGGAUGAACUUGCACUAUCAAGAGCUGCCUAAAUGGGUACUUGAAGAUUGUUUUAUUCAUGAUGAUUCUUUCGUUAUUUUAGGAAAUAUUUUGAUGAGUUAAAAAGAAGAUGAAUUAUGGUCUAUAUAACCAUUAGGGUGCUUACUUUUUGUUUGAAAUGCAAAGAGAAGUAAAGGGUUUGAUGGAUACUCAUUACCAAAGUGAUAGAGGAAAUGUAAAAGAAGAAAAAAAAAGAAGUGAUAAAAGAAAUCGGAUUGCUUCUUUCUCCCGCUGCUUUUGCUAAUGAUUUUACUGGAAAAGGAGUUUCCUUGAUAAUCUAACAUUUGCACUGCCAUUUACUAUUUUUUUACUGUGCUGUGAGAACAAACCAGAAAAGCACCGGACAGAUUUGCAGGCUUGGCAGGUUUAUGGAAGCCAUGAUUAAGAGACUUCUCUUUUGAAAGAGUGUUUUUUUAUGUUCACCUUUGUCCUGUAUGCAUCAUAUCAUCAGUUAGUUCUUACCCGUGCGGAAUGUAGAGAAAGUAAAAUUUGGUGGAUGCUCUGCACAGCAGCGGACAGAUUUUUCAACCUUAACCUUUAGAGGUGUCCAUUGACAUCCUACUUCAUGCUUUGGAUCCACCUCUAACUCUGCAAAUAUAUCAUGGAUAUAUUACUCAGGCAUAUGGUAAAGGAUCAGAAGUCUGCAAGUGAUAUCCUGGCAAAAGUAGGUUAGUGGCUCCCCCUUUUUUCUGUGAGGUGAACAAUAUAUUUGAAAGGAACAUGACAGUUUAUAUAUCUGACAAUUAAGUUGGCAAAUCAUGGUUUUAAGGCUGUAUUCCUUCUGAAAAUAUUUCUGUUCAGAUUUCAUGUUUUGCUGUGUUUAAUAAUCUGGUUACUGUUUUUUUAUUUCAAGUAAGUGUAAAAUAUAGCUAUUAGUCUUUGGUUGUCCUGUUUUGCUGACUUCAUUCUAUAUUUUAAAACCAAAAGUAUAGAGGAUAAUAUAAUCUGCCAUGACUCUGACUAUGUUUUGGAAUUUUUUGUUAUAACCUGAAGUACCCUUUUGUUAGUGGGACGUGAAAGCAACAUUGGCUGGCAAAAGCAUGUUCCUUUUUGUCUCUGCAAUGCAGACCAUAGCAAUGAAUAGGUCUUAUUCCUCUGCUAUUCAGCUUGCAGACACAAGGCUGCUAAAACCUGUCUAAGGCCUCUUCCUUCUCCUACAAUUUUCUCUGGCUUAAAGUAUGUAAGAUUAAAAAAAAAAAGAUUUAUCUGCUAUAAACGUUACAAAGAUUAUGAUCUCCCCGAAAUAUCUCCUCCUUUUCAUGAGAUGAUUAUGCACACACAACCAUUAACUCGGCAAGCAU
Molecule: messenger RNA, 3726 nt
Organism: Durio zibethinus
Lineage: Eukaryota; Viridiplantae; Streptophyta; Magnoliopsida; Malvales; Malvaceae
Product: type IV inositol polyphosphate 5-phosphatase 7-like
Biological process (GO): phosphatidylinositol dephosphorylation
Molecular function (GO): phosphatidylinositol-3,4,5-trisphosphate 5-phosphatase activity; phosphatidylinositol-4,5-bisphosphate 5-phosphatase activity; inositol-polyphosphate 5-phosphatase activity
Source: RefSeq, a predicted model, not a curated record